AGUGUGCCGCUGUUGAUUACUUCUUUAUGUGGUUUCUACAAUAGCCACGUAGUUCUGACUUUAAAUUCAGAAUUCUGAGAUUAAAGUCAGAACUAUUUUUUUUCUUAUGUGUGGCACUAAUCCUCUUCCGUAGAUGCCUGUCUUCACUGCCGUUUAAAUAAAGUGCUGAUGAAGGACUAGUAUCAAACAAAACGUGUUGUUCGAUGGCGCCAUUUAGUGGUCACACUACGUAACGUCAACCCGUGGUGACGGGCCACAGAAGAGCGGUGUCUGUCAACGGGACUUCACAGCGACCAGACGCGGGCAUGAAACUACCGUUUCAGCCAACUAAUUUGAUACUUGAUUCUGCAUUUUUUUUCGGUCUACCAAGCGUAAGUAAUCACUGGUUGUCAGCAUGGCCCAACAGCCUGCUGAGCUGCUGCUGGUCAAGGAUCAGUACGAGUUGGCGUUUCACUGUCUGAGCCAGGGACGCGGGGCAGAGGACGCCGGUAAAAGGACCGAGGGCCUGGACUACUACCGGCGGGGCAGACAGCACCUCCAACAGGGACUGGAGAUCCCCACGAACGGCGAGCGGCACCGAGGCCCCCACUGGGACGCCGCCAGACAGCUCCAGCAUAAGAUGGCCGCCAUUCUCAAGAACCUGACGCUACAUCUGGCCGAUCUGGAGACCACCAAGCAGACGACUGAGGCCCAGAGAAGCCGGGUCUCCAUGGAUCCUCUCCCCGCCGGUGUGGACACACUGGAGUCCCAACAGGGCUGUCUGUACCCUAGCAUACCGGCGAUGCUCGCUCAGACCUCGACGUUUCCGGAGCUAGUACUGCAAGCACAAGACAGCCUUUUUACUGCUGGGAGUUCGACCCCCGACCUCCCCUCUCUACCCCCCAGACCCCUUGUCCUUCCCGGGGACCAGCCUCCGGCGUACACCCCGCGGCCCGGCGAGGGCCACCAGAGCCUCAUCGGGAGCGCUGGCGGCGUGUUGUGGGGACAGGGGCCCGGGGCCCUGUGUGGAAGGGUGGGCCAGGAGCUGGUGUUCAUUCCUGCGGGGGUGCAGAUGUUCUUCGUUGCUCCAGACGGACAGGUCAGCUCCCUGUUCCAGCCGGGGUACCUGCGCGUCUUCAGGUGUGAGGAGGAACGUUCUCCAGCGGCAACCGGCAAGGAGAAGCCCUCCUCAGCCUACCUUCAUGUGUGCGACUGGCUCUAUCCGCUGGCGCCAGACACCCCCGUCCUAUUGGCCAGCUCUGGGAUCUACAUGUUCCCGGACACGCUGAGGGCCAGCCCGGGCUCCUACGUGGGCAUCGUCCUGUCCAACGAACUCCCCUCCGCUCACCGAGAGCUGUUUAAGGACGUCCUGGCUCAGCUUGUGGAACUGCGGGUUCAGGUUCCAGUCGAGGGCGAGAGGUCAGAGGUCAUCAACCUGAGUGAAAAGGUUCCCCUUGGACCGGUGGAGGAGGAGGAGGAGGCAGCCCCGCUCAUCGUGACGGGAGAGGAGAAACCUCCACUUCCUGAGUGGAGCGAAAAGAUGGCCCAACAUAUCUUGUCAGGGGCGUCGUGGCUGAGCAAGGAGUUUCUGCGCGGGGCCGAGUUCACGGGUAAGGCCGUCCACAAAGGGGCCACCAAGCUGCGCACCAACAUGACCCCCGAGGAGACCCCCGUGGAGAUCAGCCCCAAGGUCACCAAGGGCCUGCAGGCCGCCCAGCAGGCCACCGGGGGUGCAGCGCGGGUCAGCCGUUUCCUGGUGAACGGCGUGAGCACGGUUGCGGAGGCCGUGGGCGAGCGGCUGGCGCCACACGUGAAGAAGCACGGCGCCAAGUUGAUCCCGGAGAGCCUGAGGAAGAGCAAGGACGGCCAGGCCUCCAGCAUGGACGGGGCCAAGCUGGUGGCCGUCACCAGCCUACAGGGCGUUUCUGCCGUGUGGACAGCUCUGGAGUCAGGAGCCAAGACCGUGGGUAAAAGUGUGGCGUCGGAAACGGUCAUGACCGCAAAGUACAAGUACGGUGACGAUGCGGGUAGAGCCACGGACACUGGUGUCCAAUCGGUGAUCAAUACUGUCGUGGCCGCGCACAACAUCGAUAACCUGGGCAUCAAAGCAUUCAUGAAGACCGCGUGCAAGAAGACCGCCAAAGCCAUGGUCAAAAAACCUGGCGAGAAGAGAGCGCACGCGCAGAUCGAGGGCGGGGCGGAGACGGCGCAUGAAUCGAAGGAAUAAAUAGUAGACCAUAGAGACUUUAUUUAAACCAGCGUAUUGUUAUUUUGGUAGGCCACCUGAUACAGGGAUACAAUGUGUUUGAAAAGCUAUAGCGCACGCAAUUCUGUUUAUUCUUGUUUGUUUGACAAAUGUAGGCCUAACAAAGUUAUUUUUAUGUUUGUUGAGUUUUAUUUCAGAACUUCAUUUUAUGAUUGCUUUAGAUUUCUUCUAAAUCUGCAAUUUAUUGCACUUUCUACAAUGGAUUAUUUUAGCCUUUUUUUCUUUUAUCUAUUUCAUUUCAUUGUAUGACGAUUUUUCUAUGUGAAUCAAUUUGAGUCUGCCUCGUGUA
Molecule: messenger RNA, 2534 nt
Organism: Gadus morhua (Atlantic cod)
Lineage: Eukaryota; Metazoa; Chordata; Actinopteri; Gadiformes; Gadidae
Gene: sparta
Product: spartin a
Exons: 8
Coding region: 395-2206 (603 amino acids)
Biological process (GO): cell division; negative regulation of BMP signaling pathway
Cellular component (GO): plasma membrane
Source: RefSeq, a predicted model, not a curated record